Messenger RNA from Lathyrus oleraceus (garden pea), 1470 nucleotides. RefSeq names its product transcription factor bHLH128. The record is from RefSeq and is a predicted model, not a curated record. Gene Ontology annotation, cellular component: nucleus. Bases 203 to 1204 code for a protein of 333 amino acids. Gene Ontology annotation, molecular function: DNA-binding transcription factor activity, RNA polymerase II-specific; protein dimerization activity; RNA polymerase II cis-regulatory region sequence-specific DNA binding. The transcript is spliced from 6 exons. Gene Ontology annotation, biological process: regulation of transcription by RNA polymerase II. NCBI's taxonomy places the organism in Eukaryota, Viridiplantae, Streptophyta, Magnoliopsida, Fabales, Fabaceae.
UGUGAGACAGCGCAUCUAAUCUCUAAUAUCUUGUUUUGUGCUAAAUAGAUAUUUGUAAACAGUCUUUAACCUCAUCCCAACUAACAACAACUUGCUUCUUUAUUUAAUCAUUCCAUCUUCUUUCUUCGUAGUCUUCUCUUCUUUUCUCUCCUCUCUCGCACACAGAUUCACAUUAUUCAACUCUAUCAUCAUCAUCAUCAUCAUGUAUCGUCCUCCUUCGUCUUCUGGUUCUUCUUCUUCCUCUUCUCAGCAACAACAGAGCUCCAUAAGUCAAACAGGUCUCACAAGAUACGGUUCUGCACCCGGCUCUCUCCUCACCAGCACCGUCGAUGCUGUUCUAGCAGGAUCGCGCCUUCUCCCGGGGACUGGACAUUAUUUCUCCGGCGACUCCGCUCACCAGCAACACCACCAACACCAGCAGCAACAACAGCAACAGCAACAGCAGAAAUCUUCUUACGAAGGCUUUGAUGGAUCGUCUUUGGUCCGUCAGAAAAGCUCUCCCGCCGGUUUCCUCAACCAUCUGGCCACUCUCAAUCAUAAUAAUAGCGCGGGGUUCACAAUCACGCGAGGCGGAAAUGGAGGAUCGAGAUUGAAGUCUGAAUUGAGCUUCACGGGAGGAGGACAAGGGCAAGAAUGUCUUUCUAGAAUAUCCGAAAAUAGUGUUGAUUAUGCUGCAGCAGUAGCGGGAGGAAAUGGAUCAUUGCAUAACAGUAACUGGGGUGGAGGAUCUGAUAAUAAUAAUAAUAAUAAUAACAAUAAUAACAAUAACAAUUCAAAUUCUAUAGUAUUUUCUUCUUCUGUUUCUCAAAAUCAAUCUAAUAAUAAGCGUUCGAGUAGAAACGACGACGAUCCCGACCUUCUUCUUCAUUGCCUCAACGCCCUCGAAACUCAGUAUAGUCUCCCACAAACUUCUAUGGAAAUGGACAAGCUUAUGCAUAUUCCUCAAGAUUCCGUCCCUUGUAAAAUCCGCGCUAAGCGUGGCUGUGCCACUCAUCCUCGAAGCAUUGCUGAACGGGAGAGAAGAACUAGAAUAAGUGGAAAGUUGAAGAAAUUGCAGGAUCUUGUGCCCAAUAUGGAUAAGCAAACAAGUUAUUCAGACAUGCUAGAUUUGGCAGUUCAACAUAUCAAAGGUCUUCAAACUCAAGUCCAGAAGCUUCAUGAAGAUCUUGAGAAUUGCACUUGCGGAUGUAAACAAAAUACAUAAACUUACUAUGUUUUAUGAGAAUCUAUGGCACUGCAUAGAAGUCAAGGUUUUGAUGGAAACUGAUUUUUGUACCUUCCAACUUUAAACGAAUAAUGAAGGAAAUUGUACAUACAGUGUAUGUUAUAAUCUACCUGUGGUAGACAUAGUCUAGAAAUAUCUAUUCCUUUUCUUAAUUUGAUAGUUGUAUUUGAAAGUAGAAGUUGAUUUUCUUUUAAACUGGCUUUAUUGGUUUGAGCAAGUGGAAUGGAUAACUUAUUUUUAUAGCA